Messenger RNA from Knipowitschia caucasica, 1128 nucleotides. The record is from the annotation of a GenBank genome assembly. NCBI's taxonomy places the organism in Eukaryota, Metazoa, Chordata, Actinopteri, Gobiiformes, Gobiidae.
AUGGAGACAUGGGACAACCAUGAGACUAAAGAAGCAAAACUUUCUUUCCCACGUGUGAACAUGUCCUGUGAGAACCUGUCGUGCUACAUGGUCCUGACUGAAGCAGAGAAGACGGUGAUCGGCUCCAUCUGCUUCCUGGCCGGUCCCGUGACCUUCCUGGAGAACAGUGUGGUGCUGCUGGUGAUCCUGCUCACGGCUGCUCUGCGUCAGAGACCGUCUUAUCUUUUCAUCGGGAGUCUGGCUCUGGCUGAUGUGUUCGCCAGCUGCUUCUUCACCACCAGCUUCUUAGACUUCCACUUGUUCCGCCGCAGCGAUGGGCCCACAGCCUACCUCUUCAAGUUAGGAGGAGUCACUGUGGCCUUCACCAGCUCUGUGGGCAGCCUGCUGCUGACCGCUCUGGACCGGUACCUGUGCAUUCAUCAGGUGUCGUCAUACAAAGUCCUGGUGACGCGGCGCCGAGCCCUGCUGAGCCUGCUCCUCCUGUGGAGUGCCACCGCCUUCAUCUCCUUCCUGCCCCUGAUGGGCUGGAGGUGUCCUACAGGUCUGAGUCCCCCGUGCUCUCGGCUCUUCCCCUAUAUAAACGCAGCGUACCUGGCGUGUUGGAGCAGCUUCGUGCUGAUUCUCCUGGCUCUGAUCCUCGGGGCCUAUGCUCUGGUCUUGUGGAAAGCCCACCGCCACGAGGCCUGUAUGACCAACCUGCAGGCCGCCGCAGCCUCAGGACACGCCCGCAUGAGGAUGGACAUCCGUUUAGCUCGCACAUUUGGGCUCAUUCUUCUGAUCCUGGUGGGCUGCUGGCUCCCUGCUCUGUCGUUCAUGAUCGCAGACGUCAGUAUGGUGCUGAACCUCACGCAGCUGCGAGCCUUCGCCUUCUGUAGCACCCUGUGCUUAGUGAACUCUGCGGUGAACCCUCUGCUGUACGCUCUUCGCUGCCGUGAGCUCAGAGAGGCUCUGGUGCAGCUCGCUCUCAGACUUUGUGAAAUGGGGAAGUGUAAAAAACCCACAGAAUCUUUAGCUCCAGAAUCACACAGUGGACACAACAUGAGCUGCACGGCUCUCUCUGACACUGAAGCGUUCAGCACCAGAGCCUCUCAGAUCAUCUCUGUGUCUGCGGUGUUCAACAAGACAUGA